Nasonia vitripennis (jewel wasp) is the source of this 1179-nucleotide messenger RNA. RefSeq lists its product as uncharacterized. The transcript has a single exon. The record is from RefSeq and is a predicted model, not a curated record. Gene Ontology annotation, molecular function: catalytic activity. Lineage: Eukaryota; Metazoa; Arthropoda; Insecta; Hymenoptera; Pteromalidae. Bases 1 to 1179 code for a protein of 392 amino acids.
AUGGUAAGAAGAGAUAGAGCAGAAAACAACAACAAUUUAAAUAAAGAGCAUAAUGGAGAAGUCUGUAUUCUCGUCAAAUCAAUCCUGAUAUUUGAAGAGUAUAAACCAUUAUAUAACAGCCCGGAAAGUUUAGAAACAGUUGCUGUCACAGUACAUCUCAACAACGAAGAAGAAAUAUUAAUCAGUUCAAUAUACAGAGUUCCUGGAAAAGUUACCACAGCGGAAGAAUGGUACAAAUUCUUUCAAUCAAUUGAUAAAAUCAAAUAUAAAAUAAUUGGUGGAGAUUUUAAUGCACACAAUUUACUAUGGGGAUCAACAAACAACUGUAAAACUGGAGAGAAUCUUUUAGAAAUUAUCGACGAUAAAGACCUUAUAAUUCUUAAUGACGGUUCAAUGACCUACUCCAAAGUAGUUAACAAUAACAUAACUUUUUCUGCUAUAGACUUAACAAUAGUAUCAUCAGACUUAUUUCUCCAAAGUCACUGGAAAAUCCUAGACGAUAAAAUGUACAGUGAUCAUUACCUAAUUGAAAUCGAGAUUAACAAAGACAUAAAAAUAUGCCCUACAGCAUCAAGCCAUAAAAUAAAAACAAAGUCUAUUAACUGGACAAACUUCAACCUACUAGUAGAAGCUAUAGUUGACACUCAAUACCCUAUAGACCAAUUUCAUGAAUUUUCGAAUAAACCGAUAGAUGAAAAAUAUAACAUACUAAUGAAUAUUCUAAUAAGUGCCAUAAACGAACUAAAACCUAAACCAAAAAAGUCACACAACAAAGAAAAAAUAAAUGAAAUAAACAACCCCAGUGAUGACAAUUCUACAAUGAAUAACCAUCCAUGUUAUAAAGUAUACUCCCCUUUAAUAACCGAUAACAGAACCCAAUUUAUUAAGAAUAAACUAAAAGCAUCACAUAUACCUCAAUCAAUAAAACCACCUUGGUGGAAUGAGGAAGCCGAAGAGAUUAAUAACACCAGGAAAAAUCUAGAAAAAAGCCUGAAACAAAAUCCAUCGUUGGAACAACUCAAAGAACUAAAGGACUAUGAAAUAGAAUCAAAAUUCAAACUAAAAGAAAUUAAAUUAAACAGUUUUAAGAAAUAUACAGAAACUAAACUGUCUAGAGAAGCCAACAUAAAUGAAGUCUGGGAAACCAUCCAUAAAUUUAACGAAAAAAAAAAGAAAUAA